AACAGACUUUGGCUCGCCCAUUCUUUGCGAUCUCUUACCUCGACCUACCUUGACCUGCCUUCACCUACGAAUCGGGUACACAUGAAAUAUUCAGAGACUAGUAAGACCUUGGCGAAAACUUUGCGUACCUGGAGUGCCUUCGCGCGUACAUCGAAUAGACCGAAACUCGUUCAACAACAAUAUGCUCGAUCACUACCGAACUCUCGAGGUGGACCCUUCAGCGGACCUUGCAGCAAUCAAGAAAGCAUACCAUAAUAUCUCCCUAUUAUGUCACCCCGAUAAGACAUAUCACCUAUCAGCAACAGAGCGUACCAAGCGCGAGCACUUGUUCAAGCUUGCUAGUGUUGCCUUUGAGGUCCUCUCCGAUCCAAAAGAGCGCAGGACAUAUGAUGAAGCUCGAGUCGAGACACAGUCGUCGCAAGGCUACCAACCUCAUACGCCGCCGCAGUACAGCAAUCAAUCUUCAUCUCCACCUCGCUCGUCCUCCACUAGGUCUAGAGAUGCCCAGGGCUCCGAGGGCAUUCGACGCGCGCCACUGAGCACUCAUCGGUUCUCUAUAAGCACCCUCGGGACGGCGCCAGACUUCAACUGGUAUCACUGCGCACUCAGUGAACGGUGUGAUCUUACAUCACUUACCUAUAGCAACUGGCUUGGUUGGAAAUUUUCGAUCCAAAUCGCAAACCACUUCGAGGUGGUGUCCGAGCCAAUCAUUCCAGAGAAACCUGUGAUGAACUCCAUCACUAUUCGUUUAGCUAUCCUACGAAGGCCAAAGUCAAAUGCACGUGCAUCCACUGACAUCGUUGUGGAGAUGAGAGGCACACCUGGUUCCAAACACACAAUCCUAUCUUCCGCGCUUAUUGAGACGACCGAGGAUCUGGAACUAGUCGUGGAUAUUGCCAUUGCACCCGAAGAUGUACAGAAACAUGUUUUAGGGCCGUCCUCAUGGAAGUGGGCUUAUGAUAUCGACCAUAACGUUACCACGCUUGAACCAAAGUCCAAGAUCAAAGUCACCAGUCUAAUAUUUCACCCAUCCAGGCCAUCUAUGGCCAUUUCACCAUCUGGAGGAAUGCCAGGGAUUCCUUACCCUUGUGGAUCGCCUAUGUACAGCUUAGUUGAUCUGUUUCCGGGCCUGAUCAUCGAAUUGUUGGCCGCAGAUACCUACUGCAAAGAGGAGACGCAGUCUGGGAUAACAUUCUGGCGACUGACCGCAUUUGGUCACACAUAGCCUUCAAUCAUAAGGGCUUGCUUUAGGGAAUCACUCGUGCCUCUCAUUUAGAACCUUCAGUUAGAUCGAGAUGAUUCGAACUAGCACAAAGAGUUUCGACAUCUUCAGAUGUAU
Molecule: messenger RNA, 1339 nt
Organism: Boeremia exigua
Lineage: Eukaryota; Fungi; Ascomycota; Dothideomycetes; Pleosporales; Didymellaceae
Exons: 2
Coding region: 182-1225 (347 amino acids)
Source: RefSeq, a predicted model, not a curated record